AUGGCUAUCGCAGAGUAUAUAGCAUCUCUUUCACAAAACCCGUAUUUCGGAGCAGGUUUUGGAUUAUUUGGGAUCGGUGCCGGUGCAGCAAUAUUACGACGAGGAGUACAGACGUCUAUGAUACUAUUUCGGAGACAUUGCAUGAUCACGCUUGAAGUUCCGUGCAGAGAUAAGUCCUACCAGUGGUUAUUACAAUGGAUAACACAUAAAGGUGCUAGACAAACUCAGCACUUAAGUGUAGAAACAUCAUUCCUACAAAAGGACACUGGCCAAAUAAAAACUAAAUAUGAUUUUAUUCCUAGUGUUGGUCAACAUUUUUUCAGAUAUGGUGGCACAUGGAUAAAAGUGGACCGUACAAGAGAACAACAUACAUUAGACCUUCAUAUGGGCGUACCUUGGGAAACUGUGACACUAACAGCAUUUGGAAGAAAUAAAGAGUUAUAUUAUAAUAUUUUAGAAGAAGCAAGGACAAUGGCCCUGAAACAACAUGAAGGUAUGACAAUAAUGUACACAGCUAUGGGAUCUGAAUGGCGACCAUUUGGACAUCCUAGAAGACGGCGACCUCUGCACAGUGUAGUGCUCCGUGCUGGUUUAUCAGACAAAAUCUUGUCUGAUUGUUGGGAUUUCAUCAAUAAUCCCAACUGGUAUACUGAAAGAGGAAUUCCUUAUAGAAGAGGUUACUUGCUGUAUGGGCCACCUGGAUGUGGAAAGUCUUCAUAUAUCAUGGCACUAGCAGGUGAAUUGGAGUACAACAUUUGUGUAUUAAAUCUAUCUGAACGAGGACUAACUGAUGAUAGACUUAAUCACCUACUUAGUGUUGCACCACAGCAAUCAAUUAUAUUGUUGGAAGAUGUGGAUGCUGCCUUUGUUUCUCGAGAAGAUACACCUGCACAGAAGUCUGCAUAUGAAGGUUUAAAUCGCGUAACUUUCAGUGGACUUCUUAAUUGUCUCGACGGUGUUGCGUCUACUGAAGCCAGAAUAGUUUUUAUGACAACAAAUUAUUUGGAAAGAUUAGAUCCUGCUUUGAUACGACCAGGCAGAGUGGACAUGAAAGAGUAUGUGGGACACUGUGAUCAAGAUCAAAUAGAGCUAAUGUUUUUGAGAUUUUAUAAGGGAGAUAAAGCGCCGGAUCAUGCCAAAACAUUUGCAAAAAGGGUUUUGGACCAGAACAAGGUGGUCAGUCCAGCACAAAUUCAAGGAUAUUUUAUGUUCCACAAACAUUCAGACCCAAAAGAAGUUUUGUUAGAUGUUGAAUCCAUAUGGAAACUUUGA
Molecule: messenger RNA, 1272 nt
Organism: Spodoptera littoralis (African cotton leafworm)
Lineage: Eukaryota; Metazoa; Arthropoda; Insecta; Lepidoptera; Noctuidae
Source: the annotation of a GenBank genome assembly